AAUUGCGUCACACCAUCCAUACCGCGCCCCCGACCACCUUUCGGAUCAAGCAUAAAUUCUCUUUUACGGCGUCACCAUUUAAACCCAUGGACCGUGACUGGUUCUCUCCAUUUAAAAAAAAAAAAUUCAACAGGUAAUAAGGAUGUAACUAUAGGACCUAUACUUUUUUUCCUUUCCCACUAUACUGUAUCUGAGGGAGAAUGGCUGAAGACAAACAUCACGGACAGGGCAUAUUAUCUUACAUGGAAGUCUCAUGACUGUCACCACGGGUGCGUUCAAGACAAAGUUGAUUUCCAGUGUGUAAAUGGAGAGUUGAGGUAUAUUAAGCAAUUGUAGCCUACAUUUGCAUGCAUCUUUAUUAGUGUAGAUGAGCUGUCCCUAACUUUGACAAUUUGUCUGGAAUUCAAUGAAACACUGCAAGAACGAAAUAUUGCACACAAGUAUGUUACUGUGGCAACAGCAAUUACUUCAUAACACAUGUAUUUGGUAGAACAAUGUGAAUGAAUUUGGUUUGGAUUUGCAUGGAUUUGGGUGUAAACUUAUAACAGCAUGUCGGGUUUUGAGAUUGGCUUCAACACAAAUGAGGGAAUCAAGGGAAAAAAACGGCAAUGAAGUCAACUGUAUGGGCAUGGGGAGUUAUUUUACCUGGACAAAGGUCAGCUUUAUGAGGGCUUCUGGGUGGACCGAGUGGCCAAAUGUGGAACAGUGUCGGACUUUGGAAGAGAAGAGGCAACAACAACCACAAUAUACACAACUCCUAAGCGCUCCAUCUGCCGGACAAUGUACGACGAAAAUGAGGACUUCUCUGACGUUGAAGAAAUUGCAAAUGUCAGGGGUUUUAAUCUGGAGGAGAAACUUGUUAGCAAUUCGUACAACAGACAUUUCGUUCAGUUGAUGGACGGCAAAGAUUUCACUUAUGAGUAUGUUCAAAGAGAAGCACUUCAGACCCCUCUUAUUUUCAAAGCCAAAGAUGGACUGGGGCUCAGAAUGCCAGACCCGGAGUUCACCGUCAGUGAGAUUAAGGGUUUGGUUGGUAGCCGUCGUGCCGUUGAUGUGAUGGACGUGAGCACUCAGAAAGGCUCUGAGAUGAGCAUGGCCCAGUUUGCCCGCUACUAUGAGACGCCUGAGGAGGAGCGGGACAAACUCUUUAAUGUUAUCAGCCUGGAGUUCAGCCACACCAAACUGGAGAACCUCGUCAAGAGGCCCACUGUGGUGGAUCUAGUGGAUUGGGUGGACAACAUGUGGCCCCUUAAACUGAAACAAAGACAAACUGAAGCCACUAAUGUCAUCUCAGAGAUGAAGUACCCCAAAGUACAGAAGUACUGUUUGAUGAGCGUGAAGGGCUGCUAUACUGACUUCCACAUUGAUUUCGGGGGCACGUCUGUGUGGUAUCACGUGUUCAAGGGAGGAAAGGUGUUCUGGCUGGUGCCUCCGACACCUCAUAACCUUGCCCUGUAUGAGGACUGGGUUCUGUCAGGCAAGCAGAGUGACGUCUUCCUGGGAGAUCGUGCAGAUGGCUGCCAGAGAGUUGAGCUAAAACAGGGCUACACCUUCUUCAUCCCCUCCGGCUGGAUUCAUGCAGUCUACACCCCCGAGGACACACUGGUGUUCGGAGGCAACAUUCUGCACAGCUUUAACAUUCCCAUGCAACUCUCAAUCUAUGAGAUAGAGAACAGGACUAAGGUUCAUUCCAAGUUCCGCUACCCGUUCUACAAUGAGAUGUGCUGGUAUGUCCUGGAGAGGUACGUGCACUGCCUGACCAAGCGCUCCCAUCUCGCUCCGGAGUUUCACAGAGAUCCUCUGCUAAUCGAUUUGGAGACGAAGUUGAGCACUGAGAGCCCCUCCUCUGACUCGCGGAGUCAGGACAUGGACGAGGAGGACUCCUGCGAGACGCAGCAGGAACGAGAUGAACGGAGUGACAGGUCAGCAUUUGAUGACCCCUGCUCUCCUGAUAACAGGAAGGGUAAACCCAGCGCCCCUCAGCCUCUUAAAGCUGCCUUUGAUGAUAGCUGCAACCCCACCUCCAUCCAGCCUCCAGAGUUCCCCAAAACCCCCUCUGGUUCGCCAGGCUCAGAGUCUCAGAGUAAAUGGACUCAUUUGACUGAGUUUGAACUGAAGGGCCUUAAGGCCCUGGUGGAGAAGCUGGAAGCACUCCCCGAAAAUAAGAAAUGUGUCCCAAAUGGUAUGGAGGACCCCCAGGCCCUGCUGGAUGACAUGAAGGUUGUCUUGAAGGAACAUGAAGACGAUGAUCCCAAAAUGGCUGCCACUGGUGUACCUGUGGUGUGCUGGCCCAAGAAGUCUUCCAAGCAGCAGAGACCUCCCAACAGGCCCAAACCCAAAAUGGCGGCCUCGUCUCCUGCGCCUGCGGUCAAGCUGUCGGCCAGCCGGAGCACUUCUGGGGCCCGGAGAAGGAGGACGCGAUGUCGGAAGUGUGAGGCGUGCCUGAGGACAGAGUGUGGAGAAUGCCACUUCUGUAAAGACAUGAAGAAGUUUGGAGGGCCGGGUCGCAUGAAACAGUCCUGCAUCAUGAGGCAGUGUAUCGCGCCUGUCCUACCCCACACUGCGGUGUGUCUGGUGUGUGGGGAGGCAGGGAAGGAGGACACGGUGGAGGAAGAGGAGGACAAAUUUAACCUCAUGCUCAUGGAGUGCUCCAUCUGCAAUGAGAUAGUCCAUCCCCUCUGCCUAAAGGUGAAGAAUUCUGGUGGAGUUGUAAAUGAAGAGUUGCCAAACUGCUGGGAGUGUCCAAAAUGCAACCAUGCAGGGAAAACCGGGAAACAAAAAAGAGGACCAGGAUUCAAGUACGCGUCCAACCUUCCCGGGUCGCUGCUGAAGGACUCGCGAUUGAACCGUGACGUUAAGGAAGAGUCCGACCUGCCCAGUGUGCCAAUAUCACCCACUGCAGUGAAGAGGAAGGCAGAGCGUGAUGACACCCCCAAGAGGAAAGCAGAGGAAUAUCCUCCUCUGAAGAAACGUUCUCCCAUGUUGUCUCUGGGCGGGCUACCUCAUCCCCGACCCAGGCCUGAGGACAACCCUCUGAGGAAGAAGAGGAAGCUGUUCGACAUCAAAGAUGAGGACGAGCCUCCUGUUGUCAAGAAAAAGAAGAAGCCCCCAAAACCUGAUGACACCUUCACCUCCAAGCUCUUACGGCCCAUCAAGCAAGAGAAAGUUGAUGAGGACGAAGACCAUGAAGAUGACAGAUACACAGGGGACAGGGUUGCAGCUAAAGGGAAAAGGGAAGAGGAGGAAGAUAAGGAGGAUGAUGAGGAGGAAGAAGAGAAAGAUGGUGUAGAGGACAGUAAAGAUAGUAAAGUAAAGACUAUGCUGAGUCCACUGCUACGAACGUCUGCAGCCAGAGAGAGUGACCAGUCCUGCUCCAGCUCUCCCCGGGCAGGGCCCAGCAGUGAGGGGGGCGAUGCCCCAGACAAGACACUUGGCCAGCUGAAGGCACACCAGCGACGCCGCCUACCCAACAAAGAGCUGAGCAAGGAGCUGAGCAAAGAGCUCAACCUGGAGAUCCAGAAGACCGAGGACUGCUUGGCCAAUCAGAACCGCAGACCACUGAAGGGGGAGAACAGCCCAACCAAUAACAACCGUCGACCACUGAAGACUGAGGACUCCUCUAUCAAUCAGAACCGCAGACCACUAAAAACAGAGGACUCCCCCACCAAUCAUAACCGCAGGCCAAUUAAGACAGAGGAUGGCCUAUCCAAUCACAAUCGUCAACCAUUGAAGACAGAGGACUGCUUGGCCAAUCAGAACCACAGGCCAAUGAAGACAGAGCCUGAGAGUGACGGGGAGGAGCCUAAGCCUAAACGGCCACUCGACAACGGCAGCAGUGACCUCGGAGACUGGCUCCACCCCAGGGGGCGGGAGGUGAAUGGGACGCCCCGCCAGCUCUCGCCCCUGGGGUGGAACCGCAGCCCUCCGAUCACACCUAUUUGUCCACGCCCCCCUCCCUGCCACUCACCGCCCAAGUGUGUACAGAUGGAGCGUCACGUGAUCCGGCCGCCUCCCAUCAGCCCCCCACCAGACAGACUUCCCCUUGAUGACGGACAGGCCCACGUGAUGCGCAGGGAGGUGUGGAUGGUCGUGUUCAGCCACCUCGCACACAGAGACCUGUGUGUCUGCAUGCGUGUCUGCAAGACCUGGAACAGAUGGUGCUGUGAUAAGAGGCUGUGGACGCAGAUCGAUCUGAACCGCUGUAAGUCCAUCACUCCCCUCAUGCUGAGUGGCCUCAUCCGCAGACAGCCUGUGGCUCUGGACCUCAGCUGGACCAACAUCUCCAAGAAGCAGCUCAGCUGGCUCAUCAACAGACUGCCAGGUCUGCGGAUGCUGCUGCUCUCAGGCUGCUCCUGGGUGGCUGUGUCUGCCCUCUGCACCGCCAGCUGCCCGCUGCUGCGGACCCUGGACGUCCAGUGGGUAGAGGGUCUCAAAGACGCCCAGAUGAGGGAUCUGCUCUCACCCCCCACAGACAACAGACCAGGUCAGCUGGACAACAGGAGUAAGCUGCGAAAUGUGGUGGACCUGCGUCUGGCCGGGCUGGACAUCACGGACACCUCUCUGCGCCUCCUCAUCCGCUACAUGCCCCAGCUGACCAGACUGGACCUGAGCUACUGCAACCACGUCACUGACCAGUCAGUCAACAUUCUGACCGCUGCAGGGACCACCACCAGAGACUCGCUCACUGACAUUAAACUCUCCGUGUGCAACAGAGUCACGGACCAGUCCCUGACUUACUUCAAGCGCUGUGGAAGCAUCUGUCACAUUGACUUGCGAUACUGCAAGCAGGUGACCAAAGAGGGCUGCGAGCAAUUCAUUGCUGAGAUGUCAGUGAGUGUACAGUUUGAACUAGUAGAGGAGAAACUACUGCUGAAACUCAGCUAGUGGACAAACAGCAGGUUGACGAAGACUGUACAGUAUGCACUGGCUAGCUAGGAAACUCGUCAGAAUAAGGAACUGGCAAGGGUGAUGUUAUCACCAUGGAGACGGUGUUGUAUUUCACUCACCUCUGUGCAAAAAAACAACCCACAUUGGAAAUGGCAUAAGACAUUUUAAAAGUGACUGUUGCCCUGAUACUCAUUAAAUGGCUCUUGUGCUGCUGAAGCAAGAAUGUUUUCCAAAACAGGAUGUUCAAGACACCUGGCUGUACUGGAAAUUUGACAGAGCAUGUUUUUUUUUUUUCUUCCUUUGUCUUUGCUAAGAUAUUGAAGUAUUUUAUUUUUUCUUUCUGCAAGUGAACUCUAAACAUACAUACAUACAUACAUACAGUGGGGCAACAACUUCAACUAUGACAGACAAAAUGAGGGGAAAAAUCCAGAAAAUCUCAUUGUAGGAUUUUUAAUGAAUUUAUUUGUAAAUUAUGGUGGAAAAUAAGUAUUUGGUCAGCUACAAACAAGCAAGAUUUCUGGCUCUCACAGACCUGUAACUUCUUUAAGAGGCUCCUCUGUCCUCCACUCGUUACCUGUAUUAAUGGCACCUGUUUGAACUUGUUAUCAGUAUAAAAGACACCUGUCCACAACCUCAAACAGUCACACUCCAAACUCCACUAUGGCCAAGUCCAAAGAGCUGUCAAAGGACACCAGAAACAAAAUUGUAGACCUGCACCAGGCUGGGAAGACUGCAUCUGCAAUAGGUAAACAGCUUGGUUUUAAGAAAUCAACUGUGGGAGCAAUUAUUAGGAAAUGGAAGACAUACAGUACCACUGAUAAUCUCCCUCGAUCUGGGGCUCCACGCAAGAUCUCACCCCGUGGGGUCAAAAUGAUCACAAGAACGGUGAUCAAAAAUCCCAGAACCACACGGGGGGACCUAGUGAAUGACCUGCAGAGAGCUAGGACCAAAGUCACAAAGCCUACCAUCAGUAACACACUACGCCGCCAGGGACUCAAAUCCUGCAGUGCCAGACGUGUCCCCCUACUUAAGCCAGUACAUGUCCAGGCCCGUCUGAAGUUUGCUAGAGAGCAUUUGGAUGAUCCAGAAGAAUAUUGGGAGAAUGUCAGAUGGUCAGAUGAAACCAAAAUAGAACUUUUUGGUAAAAACUCAAAUCGUCGUGUUUGGAGGACAAAGAAUGCUGAGUUGCAUCCAAAGAACAUCAUACCUACUGUGAAGCAUGGGGGUGGAAACAUCAUGCUUUGGGGCUGUUUUUCUGCAAAGGGACCAGGAUGACUGAUCCGUAUAAAGGAAAGAAUGAAUGGGGCCAUGUAUUGUGAGAUUUUGAGUGAAAACCUCCUUCCACAACAAGGGCAUUAAAGAUGAAACGUGGCUGGGUCUUUCAGCAUGACAAUGAUCCCAAACACACCACCCAGGCAAUGAAGGAGUGGCUUCGUAAGAAGCAUUUCAAGGUCCUGGAGUGGCCUAGCCAGUCUCCAGAUCUCAACCCAUAGAAAAUCUUUGGAGGAAGUUGAAAGUCCGUGUUGCCCAGCAACAGCCCCAAAACAUCAUUGCUCUAGAGGAGAUCUGCAUGGAGGAAUGGACCAAAAUACCAGCAACAGUGUGUGAAAACCUUACAGAAAACGUUUGACCUCUGUCAUUGCCAACAAAGGGUAUAUAACAAAGUAUUGAGAUAAACUUUGACCAAAUACUUAUUUUCCACCAUAAUUUGCAAAUAAAUUCAUUAAAAAUCCUACAAUGUGAUUUUCUGGAUUUAUUUUCUCAUUUUGCCUGUCAUAGUUGAAGUGUACCUAUGAUGAAAAUUACAGGCCUCUCUCAUCUUUUUAAGUGGGAGAACUUGCACAAUUGGUGGCUGACAAUACUUUUUUGCCCCACUGUACGUACAUACAUACAUACAUACAUACAUACAUACAUACAAAUACAUUUAAACCUUUUUUCACAAUUCCUGACAUUUAAUCCUAGUACUAAUUCCAUGUUUUAGGUCAGUUAGGAUCGCCACUUUAUUGUAAGAAUGUGAAAUUUCAGAAUAAUAGUCGAGAGAAUGAUUUAUGUCAGCUUUUAUUUAUUUCAUCACCUUCCCAGUGGGUCAGAAGUUUACAUACACUCAAUUAGGAUUUGGUAGCUUUGCCUUUAAAUUGUUUAACUUGGGUCAAAUGUUUCGGGUAGCCGUCCACAAGCUUCCCACAAUAAGUUGGGUGAAUUUAGUCCUGUUCCUCCUGACAGAGCUGGUGUGACUGAGUCAGGUUUGUAGGCCUCCUUGCUCGCACACACUUUUUCAGUUCUGCCCACAAAUUGUUUAUGGGAUUGAGGUCAGGGCUUUGUGAUGGCCACUCCAAUACCUUGACUUUGUUGUCCUUAAGCCAUUUUGCCACAACUUUGGAAGUAUACUUGGGGUCAUUGUCCAUUUGGAAGAUGCCUUUGCGACUAAGCUUUAACUUCCUGACUGAUGUCUUGAGAUGUUGCUUCAAUAUAUCCACAUGCUUUUCCCACCUCUAUUUUGCGAUGUGCACCAGUCCCUUCUGCAGGAAAACACCCACACAACAUGAUGCUGCCACUCUUGUGGUUCACGGUUGGGAUGGUGUUCUUCAGCUUGCAAGCCUCCCCCUUUUUCCUCCAAACCAACAAUGAUCAUUAUGGCCAAUCGUUUCUAUUUUUGUUUCAUUCUCCAAAAAGUACCAUCUUUGUCCCCAUGUGCAGUUGCAAACCAUAUUCUGGCUUUUUAUGGCAGUUUUGGAGCAGUGGCUUCUUCCUUGCUGAGCGGCCUUUCAGGUUAUGUCGAUAUAGGACUCGUUUUACUGUGGAUAUAGAUACUUUUGUACCUGUUUCCUCCAGCAUCUUCACAAGAUCCUGUUGUUCUGGGAUUGAUUGGCACUUUUCGCACCAAAGUACGUUCAUCUCCAGGAGACCGAACGCAUCUCCUUCCCGAGUGGUAUGACGGCUGUGUGGUCCCAUGGUGUUUAUACUUGCAUACUAUUGUUUGUACAGAUGAACGUGGUACCUUCAGGCCUUUGGAAAUUGCUCCCAAGGAUGAACCAGACUUGUGGAGGUCUACAAUUUAUUUUCUGAUGUCUUGGCUGAUUUCUUUUGAUUUUCCCAUGAUGUCAAGCAAAGAGGCACUGUGUUUGAAGGUAGGCCUUGAAAUACAUCCACAGGUACACCUCCAAUUGACUCAAAUGAUAUCAAUUAGCCUAUUAGAAGCUUCUAAAGCCAUGACAUCAUUUUCUGGAAUGUUCCAAGCUUCUGACUCACUGGAUUUGUGAUACAGUGAAUUAUAAGUGAAAUAAUCUGUCUGUAAACAAUUGUUGGAAAAAUGACUUGUAUCAUGCACAAAGUAGAUGUCCUAACUGACUUGCCAAAACUACAGUUUAUUAAAAAGACAUUUGUGGAGUGGUUGAAAAACGAGUUUUAAUGACUCCAACCUAAGUGCAUGUAAACUUCAACUAUAUAUAUAUGUAUAUAUAUAUAUAUAUAUAUAUAUAUAUGUCAUUUAAAAUGACCUUAUUUUUUGAAGAAAAUCCUUUUUUUUGUCCGUUUAAAAUAACAUCAAAUUGAUCAGAAAUGCAGUGGAGACAGUGUUAAUGUUGUAAAUGACUAUUGUAGCUGGAAACGGCAGAUUUUUAAUGGAAUAUCUAAAUAGGUGUACAGAGGCCCAUUAUCAGCAACCAUCACUCCUGUGUUCCAAUGGCACGUUGUGUUAGCUAAUCCAAGUUUAUAAUUUUAAAAGGCUAAUUGAUCAUUAGAAAACCCUUAUGAAAUUAUGUUAACACAGCUGAAAACUGUUGUGCUGAUUUAAAGAAGAAAUACAACUGAGCAAGAGGACAAGUACAUAAGAAUGUCGAGGUUGUGAAACAGACGCCUCACACGUCCUCAAAUGGCAGCUUCAUUAAAUAGUACCCGCAAAACAUUGUCAACAGUGAAGAGGCAACUCUAGGAGGCUGGCCUUCUUGGCAGAGUUGCAAAGAAAAAGCCAUAUCUCAGACUGGCCAAUAAAAAAAGAAGGUUAAGAUGGGCAACAGAUCACAGACACUGGACCGAGGAACUCUGCCUAGAAGACCAGUAUCCCGGAGUCGCCUCUUCACUGUUGACGUUGAGACUGGUGUUUUUAAAAAACAAGGACAUUUUUGAGUGACCCCAAACUUUUGAACGGUAGUGUAUGUAUGUAUGUAUGUAUGUACGUACGUACGUACACACACAUACACACACACACACACUGAGUGAAAAAAAACAUUAGGAACACCUUCCUAAUAUGGAGUUGCACCAUUUUGCCCUCAACAGCCUCAUUACGUUGGGGACUCUACAAGGUGUCAAGUUUUCUCCAAUGCUUCCUACAGUUGUGUCAAGUUGGCUGGAUGUACUUUGGGUGGUGGACCAUUCUUGAUACACACGGGAAACUUGCGUGUGAAAAACCCAGCAGUGUUGCAGUUCUUGCCUCACUCAAACUGGUGUGCCUGGCUCCUACUACUGUAACCUUUUGAAAGGCACUUAAAUCUUUUGUCUUCCCAUUCCACUUCUGAAUGGCACGCAUACACAAGACAUGUCUCAAUUGUUGCAAGGCUUAGAAAUCCUUUUUUAACGUGUCUCCUAAACCUUCAUCUACACUGGUUUGAAGUGGAUUUAACAUCACAUUAAUAAGGGACCAUAGCUUUCACCGGGAUUCACCUGGUCAGUCUGUCAUGGAAAGAGCAGGUGUUCUCUUUCCACGAGGAAUGAUUGUUUUGGGUUAAAAACCACUCCAGGCCACUCUUGAACAUCUAAAAAUAACUGCCUUUUUUCUGACCGGCAAAUGUGCUUUUGACGAACACAUCGGUCAGAAAAGAAAUCUUUGCGGCUCAACGUUUAAUUUUGAAAAGCUGAUGUGGCCCUCGAGCCAAAAUGAUAGGCCACCCCUGGUGUACACAAUGGUCAUGUUUUUCUCAUUUUGUUAAUGAUUUUCUUUUGUUGCAGCGCACCGUUUAUGCAUUAUACAGAACAAUUUUUUAAAUCAAAGUGUUUCAUACUUUUGUGCAGUACUGAAUGCACGUAUUUACAUGUACCAUUUUGAUUGAAAAGUGUCAAUCUGCCUCACUGUUUGUUUUUGACUAUUUAGCCUCAAACCUCUGAAGAUUUAUGCCAAUAGAGCAGUAGCUUGUUUUCUGUGCAGGUGUUUUAUAUUGUAUUUAUUUAAGUGCUGCUAUUUCAUUUUGAUACUUGUACACAGGUACUUUCUCCUUUCUGUACACAGGUACUUUCUCCUUUCCAUAGAACAGUUGUUUUUACUCCACUUCAAUUUCUAAAUAUCUAUAAAAAUCGAUUUCCACUGUUUGACAAUUUGUUUUAUAUUACUGUACUUUCCCAGGUUUAUCAAGCCAGUGUGAGUUGGCACCAGUGACCGUUUGCUAGAGGAAGCAUCAUGAGACUGAUUUAAAGUCUACUGUCAAUCAGUCUCUAUAUACUAGGCUGUUUUUAAUUGUAUUUAUUUUUUACAAGGGAUUCUCACACCUAUAGAUGCAGGUUUUAAAGACAUGCUCCUGAACUUUGCCGACUAGUAAGUCUUUUUUAAACCUCACACUUUCGACUGAAUGUGUCAAUGCCGUUCAUACAUGCAUAAUCUAUGAACAGAAUUACUGUUCCACGAAAUCGCUAGUUUGAAAGUGACUGUUUACUGGAAACUGUAGGCUCUGCCAUUUCCCCCCCACGUGGGCUUGCCCCCUAGCAAUUUGAGCUUCAGCCCCUCGCAAUCAAAUUGUAUUUGUCACGUGCGCCGAAUACAAUGGUUGUAGACUUAACCGUAUAAUGCUUGAGUGACAGCUAGCAAGAUGUACACAUAAGAGAGAGAGAGCAAUGAUGUGGUGCACAUAUCUGAUGUGGUAUGCAGUUUUCGGGGACCAGUUUUAUCUUAUGAGCACUACUUUCAGAGCUACUGGCUAAAAAGUAUACAAAAGUACUGAAGAAUCUCUUUAACCAGACACAGUAUAGUAUGUGUAUAUGGUAUAAUAAUAACCUGCAUACACAAGUAAAGCCACUACUUACUACUGGUGUAAUAUAAGGAAUGUAGUUAGUUACCUGUCAGACACUGACGUACAGUUCCCCAGUUUGUAUUUAACUCAUGUUAAUUACAGGAAAUAACAAAAGUAUGGCUACUGGGGGGUCCUAAUGUGUAUAUAAAUCUACUUUUUUUGUAUGAGGACAGGCCUAACUACCAACCAUGUCUUCCCUGUGCAGUUGGGAAAUAUUUUAGUACUAGUAUGUCAUUGGUUCAACUGUAUAUACUGUAUAGAGAACUGUUUGUGACUUGAGUUAUAAAAAUUAAUUCUAAAUACUGAACUCUAUUUUUGGUCAUGUUUCCACGAUCGUCUUAAUUUAUCUUUUUGGUCAUGUUUAUAAGCAUUGUGUGCAAUAUGUAAACAAAAACAUUUGUGAAAUAUGUUUAAAGUAUGUCAUAUGUUGGAUUAUCUAUUCACGGUUUUUACAUUCUGAAAUAAAGACCUUAAACAUCAA
Oncorhynchus keta (chum salmon) is the source of this 11364-nucleotide messenger RNA. Its product is annotated as lysine-specific demethylase 2B-like. Gene Ontology annotation, biological process: protein demethylation; regulation of transcription by RNA polymerase II. The transcript has 21 exons. NCBI's taxonomy places the organism in Eukaryota, Metazoa, Chordata, Actinopteri, Salmoniformes, Salmonidae. The record is from RefSeq and is a predicted model, not a curated record. The coding region runs from base 781 to 4884 and encodes 1367 amino acids. Gene Ontology annotation, molecular function: zinc ion binding; protein binding; transcription coregulator activity.